AUGUCUUCGCCGGCGUCCGACUUUGCACGCCACCACCCGCAGGUGCUCAUCCACCAGCAGUCGAUCCACCACAAGGACGACUUCUGGCUCAGGGCCGCUUCCAAGAUCCACUGGCACAAGCCCCCCACCGUCGCCUUUGGCAAGUCGGCCAACAAGGACGCACCCUACCUCGACCCCAACGGCAACACCUGGUUCCCCGGCGCCCAGCUCAACACGUGCUACAACGCCCUCGACCGACACGUUUACGCUCCCCACCACUCGGCGGCACCGCCCCUCACCGUCUCGCCCCACACGCCGCACCUCGCCCUCGCUCCCGGCGCUCACCGCGUCGCGCUCCAGCACGUCUCGCCCCUCUCGUUCCAGACCCAGCAGGCCCGCUCCGUCACCUACCUCGAGCUUCUCGAGCAGGUCCAGACCGUCGCCGGCAUCCUCCGCCACAAGGGCGUGCGCAAGGGCGAUGCCGUCGUCAUCUACAUGCCCAUGGUCCCCGAGACGUCGGUCGCCAUGCUCGCCUGCGCCCGCAUCGGCGCCGUCCACUCGGUCGUCUUUGGCGGAUUCGCGCCCAGGGAGCUCGCAAAGCGCAUCGAGGACUCGCGCUGCAAGAUUGUCAUCGCCGCCAGCUGCGGCCUCGAACCAAAGGGCCCCGUGGCCUACAAGCCCCUCGUCGACGAGGCCCUCCAGGUGUCGCAGCACAAGCCCGAGGCCGGCCUCCUCUUCCUCCGCAGGCACACCAUCAAGGGCCACACCCCUCCCAAGUGCGCCCGCAAGGGCCCCGCCGGCCUGCCCGAGUGGGACUGGGAGCUCGAGAGCGAGCUCACCCAGAACGGCAAGGACGGCCGCAGCUUGUGCUGGGAGUGUGUUCCCGUCGCCAGCGAGGAUCCGAUCUACACCAUCUAUACCAGCGGCACGACGGGCGCACCCAAGGGUGUCUGCCGGCUGUCGGGCGGCCAUAUCGUGGCGCUGCGCUUCUCAAUCGAGAACAUGAUGGGGAUGACGCCCAACGACACCAUGUUCUGCGCUUCCGACCUGGGCUGGGUCGUCGGACACUCGUACAUCCACUACGGCCCGCUGCUGCUCGGCGCCACGUCGAUCGUCUACGAGGGCAAGCCCAUCAUCCCCGACGCCGGCAUCUGGUGGAGGAUCUGCUCCCAGUAUCGCGUCACCCAGCUCUUCUGCGCCCCCACGGCGCUCCGGGCCAUUGUCGGCCUCGACCCCGACGCCAAGCUGAUGCGCGGCGAGGGCAUCGACCUGCGAAGCCUGCGCGCCCUCUUCCUUGCGGGAGAGAGGUCCGAGCCGCAGAUUGUCAGCAGGUUCGAGCGGCUGCUCAAGGAGCUCGCGGCGCCGGGCGCUCAGACCAACGAUAACUUCUGGUCGAGCGAGUCUGGCUCGCCCAUCACGGGCCUCUUGCUUUCCGGCGCAUUCGGUCCCCUUCCCGCCCGCCCGGGCUCGGCAGGCAUGCCGAUGCCCGGCAUGGACGUGGUCAUCGUCGACGACGACGGCAACGAGCUGCCGCGCGGCAAGAUGGGCAACCUCGUCCUUCGCACCCCGCUCGCCCCCAGCUUCCUCGGCGGCCUGUGGAUGAACCCGGAGCGUUUCCGCAAGAGCUACUUUGAGAGGUUUGAGGGCAAGGGUGACUGGUUCGAGACGGGUGACCAGGGCGUCAUCGACCCGGAUGGCUACGUGAGCAUCCUGUCCAGGUCCGACGACCUGAUCAACGUCAGCGCCCACCGCCUCGGCACGGGCCUGAUCGAGCAGGUGGUGACGUCGCACCCGGACGUGGUCGAGUGCGCCGUGGUGGGAGCUCCGGACAAGAUGAAGGGCCAGUCGCCGUUUGCGAUCGUCGUGGCCCACAGCCGCGUCGCUGCUGCCACGGGUGGCAAGCCGCAGACGUCGAUCCACCACGACUCGGCCAAGGCCAUGCUCAAGAGCAUCAACGACCACAUCCGCAAGGAGAUGGGCCCCAUCGCCCAGCUCUCGGGCCUCGUCGAGGCGCAGAAGCUGCCCAAGACGCGGAGCGGCAAGACGCUUCGCAGGAGCCUGCGCCAGGCGGUCGAAAAUGCCGCCGAGGGCAAGAAGGACGCGCCCAUUGACUACCCUCCCACGAUUGAGGACAAGGACGUCAUCCAGGUCGUCAAGCAAGCCAUCGACGAGUACUUCCAAGCCCUGCACAGCUCUGGCGGCAGCUCCGAUACUGCCUCUUCCGCCUCCGCCUCGGACGCCAACUCGACCAUGGUCCAGCUCCCCGCCGGCGUCAAGGACAGCAUGAAGGCCCUGCAGCUCGAAAAGCCCCCGGGCGAACCCAAGAAGGGCGCGCGCAACCUCGCCCUGGUCCGCGACGUGCCCACGCCCCGCCCCAACCCGGACCAGGUGCUGGUCAAGGUCGUCGCCGCCGGCUUCAAUCGCCGCGACGAGUGGUCGAUGGUGGGCGCCUACCCGGGCCUCAUCUACAAGAACUCGACCAUGGGCUGCGACGCCGCCGGUGUCGUUGUCGCGCCCGCUGACUGGCAGAUGGAGAACAACCACCCGCAGAAGCUCGUCCUCCUCGUGCCUACCCGCGGUUGGGAGUCUGACCCGGACGGCCCCGAGGCCGAGCUGCCUGGCGCUUCCGACGUCCAGCGGUCCAACGGGCUCGGCGGCAAGGGCUUCGGCAUCCUCGGAGGUACCGGUGCCACCAACGGCGUCGGCACGUUUGCCGAGUACGUCGCCGUUGAAAAGGACCACAUCGUGCCCGCCCCCAAGCACCUUACCGCCGAGCAGGCCAGCACGCUGCCGUGCGCCGUCGUCACUGCAUACCGCGCGCUGUUCACCAAGGCGCGGGUGCAGCGCGGCCAAAACGUGCUCAUCACAGGCAUCGGUGGCGGCGUGGCCCUCCUUGCCCUGCAGAUGGCCGUGGCGGCGGGAGCCAACGUCUUUGUCACGGCCGGUAGCCAGCAGAAGCUGGACCGCGCGGUGAGCCUGGGUGCAAAGGGCGGCGCCAUCUACAAGGACGCCAAAUGGCCCGCGACCGUCGGAUCGCAGCUUCCGCAGUCGCGCCCCUACCUCGACGCUGUGAUCGACUCGGCGGGCGGCGAGAUCACAGCGGCGGCGGCCAAGAUGCGCAUCAAGCACGGCGGCCGCAUCGUCGUGUUUGGCAUGACGGCCGCCCCCAAGGUGGGCGUGACGAUGCGCGAGGUGCUCAAGAAUGUCGACGUGCUCGGCUCCACCAUGGGCAGCCGGCGCGAAUUCAUCGAGGCGGUGCGCUUCAUCGAGGACAAGCGCAUCGUCCCCGUCGUCGACACCGUGCUCCAGGGCCUCGACCAGGCAGACAGGGGGUUCCAGCUCCUUGCCCAGGCCGAUGCACGCAGCGGCGGCAAAGUCGUCAUCCGCAUCGGUGCCGACAACGAGGCCGGGCGCGGCGAGGCCAUCAAGAGCAAGCUCUAG
Messenger RNA from Pseudozyma flocculosa PF-1, 3420 nucleotides. RefSeq lists its product as uncharacterized. The transcript is spliced from 8 exons. NCBI's taxonomy places the organism in Eukaryota, Fungi, Basidiomycota, Ustilaginomycetes, Ustilaginales, Ustilaginaceae. The record is from RefSeq and is a predicted model, not a curated record. The coding region runs from base 1 to 3420 and encodes 1139 amino acids. Gene Ontology annotation, molecular function: oxidoreductase activity.